GAGCAAAGUGCAUAAAAGGCCGUUUAAGUCCAGAGCAGAAUCAUUCACGGCGCCAGUCAAGACAUCGGAUCUGAACAUAACUUUCCCGCAACUUUCCUGAUUCGAUCAUCUAUCAAAAUGAAUAUGAAGAUCAUUACUACUCUGCUUAUUCUGGGGGUCGUGGUUAGCCACGUGACCUCUGCCCGCUUGGAGCAGCAUGUUGACGAGGAAGAUGACUUCGGGCUCUUUCUGGAUGAGCAGGCCAUGGACGACGUGCUCACUGCUAGUUGGUUCUCUAAAGCCAUCAGCGACGCCUCCAGAUGGACAAAGAAGGCUGCCAACGAUGUAGCCGGGGCAGUUAAGAGCGGGUGUGGGGUCGUCAACUCUCUUCCCUUAAACGAUUUGAUGAAACUCAGAGAGAAGGCUCUCCUUGAUCGUGGAGUCAGUGAAGACCAAGCUGCCGCCCUCUACGGUGGCUAUCAAGCUCUCAAGGGUGCUUGCCAACACCUCGGUUAAGAAUGUAUAGAAGAAAAUGGACGACUGACAGCUAAAGCAAUGGACCGGAUAUGCAAUUAUAAUAUUUUAAGUUAUAAGGUUCCAAAUGGUAGAGCCCUGUCAUAUAAAUAUUAUUGAUUCUACGGUAGUCACCUGUCUUUUGUAACUGCCCCUAUUCGUUUCUUCUUCCUCAACCUUUCCCUUCAUAUAUACCAAAUAAUAAUAUUAAUCAUAACUCAUAUUUACCCGG
Molecule: messenger RNA, 724 nt
Organism: Lytechinus variegatus (green sea urchin)
Lineage: Eukaryota; Metazoa; Echinodermata; Echinoidea; Temnopleuroida; Toxopneustidae
Exons: 5
Coding region: 118-495 (125 amino acids)
Source: RefSeq, a predicted model, not a curated record